AUGCCGGGAUCGGCGCUGAAGACCAUACCCCUCACUUGGCCGUUCGCCGUCUGGGGCCUGGACAUGGUGGGAAAAGUCAAAACAGCCCCCGGUGGGUACACUCACCUCUUAGUCGCGGUGGACAAGUUUACCAAAUGGGUGGAAGCCAAACCCAUCAAGAAGUGCGACAGAAAGACAGCCACCAAGUUCCUACGUGAGCUUAUCUACCGCUACGGCUACCCUCACAGCAUCAUAACCGACAACGGCACAAAUUUUGCCAAAUGGGAGAUGGCCGACUUCUGUGAAGACAAAGGCAUCCGACUCGACCUCGCGUCAGUCGCACACCCCGAGUCGAAUGGGCAGGCGGAAAGAGCGAACCAGAGCAUCCUCCAUGGAAUCAAGCCACGACUGAUGGUGCCCCUGGAGCGCGCAGCCAGAUGCUGGGCAGAAGAACUCCCCUCCGUGUUGUGGGGCAUUCGCACAACGCCAAACAGGUCGACCGGCUUCACGCCCUUCUUCCUGGUAUACGGCGCCGAAGCGGUCAUGCCCACGGACCUUGCCUACGACUCGCCACGGGUCACCAACUACGCCGAAGAAGAAAACGAACGCGCUCGCCAAGAUGACAUCGACCACCUCGACGAGGCCAGGGACCUUGCACUCUCCAGGACUGCCAUCUAUCAGCAAGGCCUCCGCCGCUACCACAGUCGUCGCGUUCACAGUCGCUCCUUCCAAGUGGGCGAUCUCGUGCUACGGCUAAUCCAAGACAAGAAAGGCACGCACAAGCUCUCCCCUCAAUGGGAAGGACCUUUCGCCGUCAGCCGUGCUGGUGACUUGAACGGCUAA
Lolium perenne is the source of this 822-nucleotide messenger RNA. The record is from RefSeq and is a predicted model, not a curated record. Lineage: Eukaryota; Viridiplantae; Streptophyta; Magnoliopsida; Poales; Poaceae.